Spodoptera frugiperda (fall armyworm) is the source of this 1851-nucleotide messenger RNA. It is a transcript of the gene Vti1a, whose product is annotated as vesicle transport through interaction with t-SNAREs homolog 1A. The record is from RefSeq and is a predicted model, not a curated record. NCBI's taxonomy places the organism in Eukaryota, Metazoa, Arthropoda, Insecta, Lepidoptera, Noctuidae. The coding region runs from base 118 to 747 and encodes 209 amino acids. Gene Ontology annotation, cellular component: Golgi apparatus; endoplasmic reticulum membrane; SNARE complex. The transcript has 5 exons. Gene Ontology annotation, biological process: intracellular protein transport; retrograde transport, endosome to Golgi; macroautophagy. Gene Ontology annotation, molecular function: SNARE binding; SNAP receptor activity.
GUUUGACAGUUUGCAAUCCAAUCAUGAAUGCAGUGGUGGUUUUAUUUGAUGUUACGUGUUUUUACAGAAUAAUGUUAUAUUGAUUUGAUUAUAACGCCAGUUAUCUUGUGAUUAAAAAUGGCUACAUUAAUUCAGUCGUAUGAGCAACAAUACUCCAUACUUACAGCAGACAUUACGGCUAAAAUAGGUCGUCUCAAGUCUGGAACCGAAGACAACCGUGACCAGCUGACUCGUGAAAUUCAGGCAAAUUUUGAAGAAGCAAAUGAUUUGUUGGAACAGCUAGAGCUGGAAUCUCGUGGGGCAGGAGCUGGGUCCCGUGUCGCAGCCUACCGAGCUGAGCUGCAGCGUGUCAGAGAUGAAUAUCGCUCAGUACUUAAUACUGGUGCCUACAAUUAUGAGAAUGACGAGGUGUUUGAUGACUGGAGUGGAGCGAAUGAGCAGCACCGCAAGUUGUUGGACAAUACGGAGCGACUGGAGCGCACCGGUAAGACCCUGACGGAGGGCUACCGUGUCGUGCUGGAGACCGAGCAGAUUGGAGCCGCUGUGCUGCAAGAUCUUAGUGUUCAGAGGGAGACUAUACAGAGGUCGAGGGGCAGGCUCCGUGAGACAGAUGAGCAGCUGAACAGAUCCUCUCGUCUCAUGAACACGAUGGUGAUGCGAGCUCUUCAAGACCGAUUCAUCCUGAUCAUGGUGUUCCUCGUAUUAGGAGUACUCCUGUGUGUAGGAGUCUACUUCUACGUCACGUAGCUGCCGGGGAGCGCUGGCUGCGCUCUCCAAGCUGUUACUGGCUACUUGAUCGCGGAUAGAUACGGUUUGGUUAGUGGUAAACAAGGAUUUAUGUAUUGGUGUAAUCUUUGAGGCGCACUGUGGUGUGUAGUGGAGUGUGUUCAAAUUCAACUUAAGUAUGAUCAUUUAACUAUUCAUAAAUCACUUAAAAUGAAGUAAAUGAAAGUCAAUAUCGUUUUCUAAUUAGAAAUAUAAACAGUUCACAGUGUACCUCAGAUAUUGCGCAUCAUUGUUAAACUUGCUUUAUGAAGACCAUAAAAUAUUAAAUACAAGGUUAGAUCCCAGAGAGAAAUUAUGUAUUUAUCCACAGACUACUUAUUUAUAAUGCUAAGUACUUAUUUAUAAGAUCAUUGUUGUUGAGUCUCAUGUAAAAAUAUUAUCGAGUUAUUAUAUUACACAGAGCUAUUCAUUUUCAAUAUAUCUACAGAUUUUACCUAACUCUAGCAAUAAAAAUAUCGUAUUUAUACCCACUGCAAAUUAUUAUUAUUAGUAUAAAGAUCUUGCUAUAAGCUUUGAGCUUAAAACAUAAACAAACACAAACGAAAAAUGUUUCAUCUAUUUGUAUAAAAAUGAUAUUAAAUCAAUAUGUAAAAACAUUUAUAUUACCUCUGAAUCAUAUCAUUCGUUAUGCUAAAGCAUCAUUCAUAAUGUUCAAAUCGAUUUGUAAAUAAAAAAAUGUAUCCUUAUUUACCUAUAUGCAUUUACUCAAAGUAUUUAACUAUUGCUUGAUUUUAUCUGCCCUUGAUGUAUUAAAAUGUAGUAGUCACCUGCACUGCAAUCUUAGUAGCGUCAUCAAUAUCCUUAGUAUGAGUUUGUUUUAAGUUUAAAGUAAUGGAAAUGAGAACGCGUUCGGCGCUCUGAUUGGUUGGUUUAUUCAAGCUGGCCAAUCAGAGCUCCGAACGCGCUCAGAAGCACGUUUUGAGCAAGUACUGCUAUGUUUGAAUUGGGCUAUACUUUUGUAAAACUAUGUAUAUUAAUUUCUAUAUUGCUUAUCUUCUGUAGGUUAAGUUUAGUAUUAAGUAAUUGAGGUUGUUUUAGCACUAAAUACAUUCCCCUAUAUAAAAA